Messenger RNA from Penicillium subrubescens, 1356 nucleotides. RefSeq lists its product as uncharacterized. The transcript has 10 exons. Lineage: Eukaryota; Fungi; Ascomycota; Eurotiomycetes; Eurotiales; Aspergillaceae. Gene Ontology annotation, biological process: amino acid transmembrane transport. The coding region runs from base 1 to 1356 and encodes 451 amino acids. Gene Ontology annotation, molecular function: amino acid transmembrane transporter activity. Gene Ontology annotation, cellular component: vacuolar membrane. The record is from RefSeq and is a predicted model, not a curated record.
AUGAGUGACGAAGAGUCAUACGUUGCCGACGGAAAGGGCAUGAUUGAUGAGCCCCUCAAGAAGGAUGGUGAGAAGGCUCUGUCUGCCAAGGAUUUGGAGCCCUUUGGCAAUGAAGAGACAGCGGAGGUCAAGUAUCGGACUAUGAAGUGGUGGCACUGCGGCAUGCUCAUGAUUGCGGAGAAUGUCUCCGUUGGAAUCCUGUCGCUCCCUUCUGCGGUCGCAACUCUGGGCAUGGUACCUGCUGCAAUUAUAAUUCUUUUCAUCUCUGCUCUUUCCUGGUAUACUGGUUAUGCCAUUGGCCAAUUCAAGCUCCGUCACCCCCACAUCCACAGCAUGGGAGACGCUGGCGAGCUCCUGAUGGGUCGCAUCGGUCGUGAGGUGCUUGGAAUUGGCCAGCUUCUGCUGCUUAUCUUCCUCAUGGCUAGCAACAUCUUGACCUUCAACAUCUUGAUGAACGUACUGACCGACCAUGGUACCUGCACCCUUGUCUUUGGUGUGGUCGGCCUUGUGAUUUGUUUCCUUGGAGCCUUGCCUCGUACUAUGGAGAAGGUCUACUGGAUGUCCGUCAUCUCAUUCUUGAGUGUUUUGGUCGCUACAAUUAUCACCAUGAUCACUGCUGGCGUGGAAGCUAAAGAGCACGUUGUGAACGAGGUCACUACGGAAGUUACUUUCCGCGAGGGCUUCCUGGCUGUCACCAACAUCAUUUUCGCUUAUCUCGCCCACAUUGCCUACUUCGGCUUCAUGUCAGAGAUGGAGGAUGCGCGCACCUUCAACAAGUCGCUCGCGAUGCUUCAGAUUAUUGACACCGUCCUGUAUCUUGUCAGUGCCUUGAUUAUCUACCACUACAUUGGACCCAACGUCUCGUCACCCGCCAUCUCGUCUCUGAGUCCUGUUAUGAGCAAGGUUGCUUGGGGCAUUGCCAUUCCUACUACUAUUCUUUCUGGCGUCGUCCUUGGCCACGUUGCAUGCAAAUACAUCUACGUCCGCAUCUUCCGCGGUUCCGACAAGAUGCACAACCGCAGUCUGCUCUCCAUCGGAUCCUGGGUCGCCAUUUGCAUUGGUGUCUGGAUCAUUUCCUGGGUCGUGGCGGAGUCCAUCCCCGUGUUCAAUGACCUGCUGAGUCUUAUUAGUGCUCUUUUUGGAAGUUGGUUCAGCUUCGGCCUCCCUGCUGUCUUCUGGCUUCACAUGAACCAGGGCCGAUACUUCCAGAACUGGAAGAAGUCUAUCUUGACGAUUACGAAUGUUCUUAUUUUCAUUAUCUCUUGCGCCAUUUGUGGAUUGGGUCUUUACGUGUCAGGUGUUGCCAUCCACAGCGAUUCGGGCUCCAACAGCUGGUCCUGUGCUAACAGCGCUUGA